AUGGCAGAAGACGAUGUUGAAUUCGAAAUCGAAGAUGACGAAGGAGAAAUUGUAGGACUUGAUGAUGAUGAAAGAAAGGGCGAUGAUAUGCUCGACGACGAAGUGGAUGAAAACUUGGUUGAAAAUACCUACUACACAGCCAAGGGAGAAGUCGACGAGAAUUUGGAUGAAGCUCUUGAACUUUUCCAAACCGUGCUCGAUCUUGAAGAAGAGAAGGGUCAAUGGGGUUUCAAAUCUCUCAAACAAAUGGUCAAGACUCUCUUCAAGGCUGGAAAGAUGGACCAAAUGGUUCAACGAUACAAGGAACUCCUCACCUAUAUGAGCAUUGUAUCCCGAAACGAAAGUGAAAAGGCGAUCAACAAGGUCUUGAGUAUGGUUUCAUCAUCGACCGAUAAGAAUAUGCUUGAUCAAAUCUAUGGAAUGACUCUUGAAGUCUUGUUGAAGGCUAACAAUGAAAAGUUGUGGUUCAAUACCAAACUCAAGCAAGGACAACUUUUUACUCAAACUCGUGAUUGGGACCGAUUGAACACUUGUAUUUCUGAUCUCAAACGAUGGUGCAUGUUGGAAGAUGGUGUUACUCCCGAUGAAAAGAAAUCAUCAAACAUGUUGGAUGUUUAUGUUCUCGAGAUUCAAAUGUAUAGCGAGCAAAAUCAACUCAAGAAGCUUGCACAACUCUAUCAAAAGUGUAUAGGUAUCAUUUCCGGAGGUGCCGUGGUGUUGAAUCCUCGUAUUACUGGUAUCAUUCGUGAAUGUGGUGGUAAAAUGUAUAUGCGUGAGAAGAAAUGGGCUGAAGCUUUCAAUGACUUUUUCGAAGCAUUCAAGUCAUACGAUGAAGCAGGUAAUCCUCGUCGUAUUGAUUGUCUGAAAUACUUGGUGUUGGCAUCUAUUUUGUCUCAAUCUUCCAUCAAUCCUUUUGAUGCCAACGAAGCCAAACCAUACAAGGGUCACUCUGACAUUGUUGCCAUGACUGAUCUUGUCCAACACUAUCAACAAGCCAAUAUCAAAGAAUUUGACAAGGUCUUGAAGAAUAACAGAAAGGCAAUUUUAGAAGACAAUUUCAUGAAGGAAUAUAUUGAAGAUUUGCUCAAGACUAUUCGUAUUCGUGUUUUGGGUAAAAUCAUGAAGCCAUACACACGUAUCAAGAUGAGCUUUUUGGGCAAGGAAUUGAGCAUUUCUACAGAGGAUGUCGAAGCAUUGGUUGUUGACAUGAUUUUGGAUGGUAAAUUGGAUGGCUACAUUGACCAAGUGAAUCAAAUGAUUACCUUGUCUUCACAAGGAGCUGAGCUGACACGAUACAAGGCAUUGAGUCAAUGGACUGUUAAACUCGGUGACGUGCACCAAGCCAUUCUCCAAAGAGUUAAUUAA
Naegleria lovaniensis is the source of this 1365-nucleotide messenger RNA. RefSeq lists its product as uncharacterized. The record is from RefSeq and is a predicted model, not a curated record. Bases 1 to 1365 code for a protein of 454 amino acids. Gene Ontology annotation, biological process: protein deneddylation. The transcript has 2 exons. NCBI's taxonomy places the organism in Eukaryota, Heterolobosea, Eutetramitea, Acrasida, Naegleriidae. Gene Ontology annotation, cellular component: COP9 signalosome.